Eriocheir sinensis (Chinese mitten crab) is the source of this 8047-nucleotide messenger RNA. RefSeq names its product titin-like. The coding region runs from base 462 to 4379 and encodes 1305 amino acids. The record is from RefSeq and is a predicted model, not a curated record. NCBI's taxonomy places the organism in Eukaryota, Metazoa, Arthropoda, Malacostraca, Decapoda, Varunidae. The transcript has 5 exons.
AUCAAUAGAGGGAGGGAGGGAGAGGGUGAGGGUGAGGAAGAGAUAGAGAGAGAGCGCGAGAGUGCGAGUGUGGCCGGAACAUGGCGCGGCACGCUGGUGUGUGAGCGGCGCCAGUGUACCCGCAGCUCACUGGCCCCUCUCUGCUAUUUCGGAGUCACAUACUCCCCUCUAAAUCUUGCCCUACUAGUGCAGUGCCCACAGUGCCUACAGGAACCGUAUUAAUGAUCGCGUGAAGCCCCAGGUCACUCCUCGGCCCGGGACAUGAGAGAGCGUAAACCACAGUGACACGCCAGAGGUCUCGAUCGCCUUCGGACUGUACGCCCCUCAACAUGUCCACCACCAAAGUGGGGGCGUGCCGCCAGUGGUGGAGCUGAGAGAGUAAGCCCGAGGGACGGCCCGCCCGCUGCCCGGACGUGACGCCCGCACCCCGCACAUGACACACCUCACACCCGCCCACACCCAUGGACACCACCACCACUAUCACCACCACCACCACCACCACCACAGUCCCCGCCAGCUGCUCCAGCAGCAGCAGCACCGGCAGCCGCGGCCGCCCCGCGCCCGACACCAUCGACCCUCGCAAUCGUGGUCUGUCGGACGCGGGGCGACAAAGGCUGUCCAGCUUCCCGUCCCGGCAGCGGAGGAUGGGCCCAGCGCCCCUCGCCUCCUUCGAGGACCUCAGUAUGGACAAAACCACAUCAGACUCCAGCCCCGAUGAACGGACUCAGCUUCCGGAGAUCGGGGAGGAGACAUCCGGCACCACCACACCCGUGACGCCCGUUGUUGCGUCCGUUCUCAACGUUCCCGCGUCACCCAAAAUUAGAGUUUCAGCAGCGUCAUCGUCUUCGCCGCACGAAACAGACUCUAAAGACUCUACUCCGGAAAAGGAACUAUUUUCUGGAUAUGCAAAAUCUGAUUUUUGUGAAAACAUGGCCGCAGAUCUUCAUUCUAGUACAGAGGAGUUAGACGCUGACGAAGAGGAGCAGAAGCGGCGUCGCAGGGAGCGAGCUACCAAGCUGGCCGAGUUGGAGCGCCGUGAGGAGGCACUUCGCAUCGCCGAGCUAAACCGGAAAGGUUCCUCCUCUUCGGUUAUUAGCGAUGGCCUCCUGCCCGUCACCAGCGGCCACUCUAGCAGACUUUCGUCCUUGGGCAGCAUUGGCUCGGCCCGGCGCUCGCCUUCACCCCACAGAAUACGACUUGAGACGUCUUUCUGUGGGAGUCGUCCAAUCCAGCAACCCAGUAUAGACCUGGAGGACCCACCAGUCAGUACUACAAAAAUAAUGGACUUCGCCAUCGAGUCGAUUGAAAGAGUCAAGUCUCCGAUGGAGGCGCGACCGCCAGAUAUAUUUCGUUCAUCGCCUUCUAACUUUUCAAAGGCCAGGCACGAAGAUAUGGUUGCUGCAGCAGCAGCAGUGGCGGUCACCACAAGGGCGGAAAUGGCACCGGCUUCAGCUCCUAGGUACAAGGAGAAAGUGCCAAUGGUCAAAACGGAGGCAGCGAACAGGGCUUCACGUUCCCGAGAACAACAUAUCACCCCCACUGCCAUGAACAGAGCCUCUAGACAACAGCAAUCGACGCAGCCCGCCAAGUCCCCCAACAGAGCUGAUCGAGAAAUGAGAGAUGAACACAUCCAGCAACGACAGCCUCUCUCAUCUCAGUCAUCACCAAGAUCGCCUAGAAUGCCUAAAAAAGUCCCUGUACCCCAAGUUCCAGACUUGAAAGAUAUGCAAAAAUCCUCCCCGUCGCUCUCCACGGCUUCAGGUGCGACGCCUACGCCGGAGCAUCAGAACGCCCGCACCUCCAGCACACCGUCGGCUUCACCGAGAGCAUCGCGGAGACGCAGGACCAGGGACGAGGUGGAGAGUGAGUCCUCUUCACCUUCAGUGUCACGGAAAAGUUCCUUCACCAAUUUGUUCCGCAAAUCUGACAGUGCCGUACUGAGUCCCGUCACCCCGGACUCUCCAAGCUCUAGUGGACGCAGGAGUCCCUUCAGUCAGUUCAUCAAGUCGGCAAAGAAGGAGUUCCGGUCGAGAAGUCGGUCUCGAAGUCGCAGUAAAAGUCGAGAGAGGGACCUGGAGGAUGACACGCAUGACAGAAGAAGCGUGCUCUCCAUUUUCCGGCCAAAGACGAAGAAAAAGUCGGAGGCAGAAAAAGGAAAGGUUGCCCCAGACACUCGCACGGCCUCCACCGACAGCAAGAUCAGCGAGGCGAUAACUAACGUUGAGUUCACUUUCAAUGAUGACGGCAAAUACCAAUCUUCCACCUAUGGCCUCAUUCGACAGGAAAGCGAAGUGAAUAGAGCUAUAAAAGAACCUCUGGUGGCAGCGCCAGCCGUGCCGUCAGAUGCAGAAGCACCUCGCUCUGACACCUUUGCCAGUUCCCGAGACAGCUCAUACAAUGAACUCUCGUCUAUAAUGAAUUCUGGAGACAAGUCUGCCAGCAGCACCGUCACCGAAGAGAGCAAACCGGCAGAAAAAAAGGAGGAAAUAGAGGACGACGAGGUGUUUGACAAACCCAUUGAGCCUCCUGUUUCAACUGCAGUCAGUCAGGAACCGCCACCUAAGCCCAGCGAUCAAGUCCUGGCCGCCCCGAGCGAACCAAAGGAGAGCAAAACUGAGGUUCCUGACAUCGAUAAGCCCAUCUUGCCACCAAAACAAAAAGAUCGUGCAAGUGACGUUGAAAUAACUGAUGGCAUGACCCUGGACGCUAAUGCUGAUGCGGACUCACGGUCGGAGUCUGAACGUGAGUCAGAAAUUGAAUACCUUAAGAAAAAGGCGAAACAGCAGGAAGGAGCAGACUUGCCUCUCGACUCCCCUGAUGUAGAGAACAAGGGACUAGUUUCACAGGACUCUCUUGAGGACGGCGAACUACCGUAUGUGCCUACCACGCUGCCCGCCGAGCGUCCCAUGCUAGUGCCCAUGGUGCCCGUGCGGGAGAGGGCCACCGUCGUCAAGCUCCACACAAUGCAGUCUAUUGAUCGGCCUCGCAGCACCACGCCUUUCUUGCCGGGGCGCUUGGAGGAUUAUCAGCAGCACCAACAGGUUGCUGGCACUCCUGACUCGGAGACGGACAAGAUGAUGAUCAGUAUUCCUCAAAAGGGUCCCGUCAAGGUGCUUCCAACACGAAGUCCAAAGCACCAAACCUCGAAGACAUGGGAAGACUUUUGCCAAGAAGGGCUCAGAAGUCCGAGGACACUCAGAAAGCAGUUCAAAGAAAGUAGUUUGAAGCAAUCAGAAGAGGAUAUACCACCACCGCUCCCACCAAAGAUUCGCUCUCCGGCUCGUUCCCCAGUGACUCAGCCAGGCUCAGCUCUAGGUUCUGAGGUCACCACGCCCUCCUCCACUACCUCCGCCCCGACCGAGCCCGUAAAAAGCUGGAUCAAUUUUGACGAAAUGCCUGACAUCGUACUGAAGCCGGUGCGUCAGAUCAAAACUGUUCCCACGCGGCAUCAGGUGCAGCAUCGGCAGGCGAUGGAGAUGAGGCCGCUGGAACAACGCGACCAGCCGUCAGACACAGCGAAGGAGGACGAAUUUGUACCUCGCCAAUUGCCGCCCCCACUUCCUAAGCCGCUUACUCUCCAGGACUUUGAUUUUGACAUGGGGCAGGCACACUCGGAAGUUUCUACUCCUGAGAAGGCCGACAGUUCUGACAGGUCGUCUGACAGUGAUAAACCGACAAGUCCAUCAUCAAGUGAAGACCUCACAACGGUCAGGGAGAGACUUGAGGAGAUCAAAAAAGAAGGAAAUGAUUACGAAAACUCGGACCUAGAACGGCUGUUAGCGCCGGUGAAUGAUUGCAUUAACCGGUUAUCAUCCCUGUCUACCGAACAGCCUUCGAUGGAGCGUCGGUCUCCCAUCCCCGACAACUGGGCAGACUUCCUCCUGCCGCCUCAGCCUGGACGCAGGAGUCGCCUGUCGUCGCUGGGGUCUGACGCAGGCUCGGUGGGAAGGAGGUCACCGUCUCCAUCCUGCAUGUUGCUCGAGACCUCCUUCUGCGGCUCACACCCCAUCGACGACCCAGCCGCUGCCGAGCCCGAUGUGCCUAUCGCCGUGGCCAGGAAGCUGAGCGGCAUCUCCCUGGGUGACCUGAGUCCCUUCGGCGGCCGAGACAGGAGAGAUUCCUCAAACCUGCUCACCUGCCCUGACAGGACCUCCAUCCUCAGCGACUCAUCAGCGGAGGGAGGAGGUUCGCCCCGUGAAGUGGACUACUACGGCGGCAGCGGCAGGCAGCAGCAGCAGCAGCAGCAGCAGCAGCAGGAAAGCUCCCGUGGCCAGCAGGGGGCGCGGCAGCUCAACCCAUUCGGAAUGGAUCUCGGCGUGAGGAGCAACCGGAGCUCCGUGGUGUCUCAAGACCAGAGGCAGUUUAGAGGGGCCCCCUAAGGUACACAGCGACCAGCCCCCCCCUAGCACCCCUACACCAGGGUACUGUCCACUUCUUGCUCCCUCUUCUUCCUUUUCUCUUUACUUUUCUCCUGUCAUCUUUUCCUUUGCCUCUGUUGCUCGCUCAUUCCUUCCGUUAAAUAGAUUUCCUUAUUUUUUUGCCGCAACCCCACCUUGACCGCUCUAACCUUUUCCUUCCUUAAAUUCCUGUUAAUCAGUUCUUUUCCUUUAGAAUGUUGUUGUUUUUAUUAACUGUUAACCCCCCCCACCCCCACCCCGCCAUCUUUAUUUAUUAUUAAUUUUUUUCUAAUCAAUUUUCGGACAGACCUCCGAGUCUGAAAUUGCCUUAUUGCAUUUUCCUCCCCUACCAUCCUUUACCUAACCAACUAUACCCUCUUCUCCUCCCCUUCCCUUCCUCGAUACUAAUAAGCUACCCUCACACUGCCCUCCCUCCCUUUAUUGCAUUGACUUCCCUUCCUAUCCUUGUCCUAACAAUCUAUCCCUUCUAUUCCUCCCCUUCCCUUCCUCAACACUUAGAAGCUUCCCUUACGGUGCCCUCCCUCCCCUUAGAGCGUCGCGCCCAGAGCACAAUUACUGUUCACGUCCUCCCGAGUGGUCAGUCCCCUCCCCUCCUCUAGAAUGACACAGAGCUUCUUAGACACUUUCGUUACCCAUGUACAGAGGCCCACCACCACCCCUAGAAUGACUGCUCUCACUGCUGCCUCAUUCAUCUUUUCCCUAAUGGAGGCAGGCACCUGUUCUAACUAGUUUUUCAUUUUGUAAGCAUCACCAACACCCACCAACCACCAUCACGAUAGGUACUACUACAAUACCUGCCACAAUUACUUCUGGUGUAGCUUUAGAAGAUACUUAGAAUGGUACACGCACACCUAAUCACCCACCUACCUCCACACACACACGCACGAGUGGCGGCUGAACUAGGUCAAAGGAGGGACAUUUCUUCUGAGGUUGAAAGUAAGAAGAGGCGUCGGUUGAUGAAAGAACGUGCAAAAGUUCCUAAACCUCAUAAAUAUUUAGCGGCGUCGUGAUGUGGUGCCUGCAUAAAACAAGACAGGCAGAUUCAAAAGGUUUUAGAAUAGAGCAAUUGAAGCAGAGAGUAAAGCAUUGUAAUCAGGUACACAGGAUGAAAUAAGAGACGCAUGGAAAGUGUGUUUAGAAGUGUGAGGAAGAAAGAAGGGGCUUGGAAAGAGUAAGGAUAAGUGGUCUCCUUGUAUCCUUGUGAAGUAUAGCGAUUUGCCAUCCAGCACAUGAAGAGAGUAAAGCUUUGGGAUUACGGAAAUUGGCUGAGCUAUGGGAGGCGUGGAAACUGUGAUUUGGAAUAUGAUUAAAGGAGAACCAAGGGACAGGUAGGAGUUCAGAGGGGCGGUCCAUGAGGGAGAAGCAAUUAGCCGCCAGUCCAGUCCAGUUCUGAGAGGCUUCAAGGAGAGAGGACACACACACACACACACACACACACACACACACACACACACCGUCUAUGCAUGACCCAAGACUGACGCACCUUACGAAAGCUAAGUUUUGUCUGUUGUGCAUCACUCUGUAGACAUUUUGGACAGCGUUGCCCUGUCUGUGUCCCGCCCUGGCUGAAGGAAACAAAGAGCGAUAUUAACUCCCCUCCCUCUCUAAUCUGCCCUUAAAGAGAACACACCAGCUCGCUCACGCACACCCACAGGUUUCUUUUGACAAACCUUGACGCUAAUUCCCCCAGAACAUUUUGCUCUAAAGAAUGAACCCCCAAAGAAACCCUCCGAGGCACGUGACUUAACAUUUAUCAGUUGUUGUUCCGUGUGUAUGUAGAGAAAGACAGCAUAUUCAUUUUUAUCGUUUUUAACUUCUUAUUUUUACUUUUAUUGGCACCGGUUAUGUUUUUUGUGUUAGCUGCUCCGUCUCUCCCCCACAGACUCCCCCUGAUAGCCCCAGCUGCCCACCGCUCCGGCCCUCCUAAGCCAGGUCUUCACGUAGCUGUAGUCAUGUAUCUAUGCAUUUAUAUGGAGUCUAUUUUGCAUUUUCAUAUUCUAGUGAGAAGAAAAUACAAAAUACAAUGUCUUGAAUGAGAGGUUUCCGGGAAGUGUAACCGAACAAAGCUGUGCUCUCUAGUUUGUUGAAUAGCCUCUCAUUAAACACUCAUCUCCUCUCACUCUCGCUCUCACUCACUCUCACUCCGUUUUGUACAUUACUCUGCAUCGCGGACCUCAUGUGAUAGACGUUGUUGUUGUUGUUUUCAUUGUCUAUAAUUCAUUGUUAACACUUAAAAAGACAGCAUUUUUGCCUUUUAAAAGCCCUGUCAUUUCGACUCGUUCGUGUUUUGACCUACUUUUUAAAAUCAUUAUAAAAUCAAGUAAUAUAUUACAAUAGUUCUAAGUGAGCUGAGAGCAUCAAAUUAUACGAAGUGUCACGGCCGAUGUGGAAUGUCACGGCUAACGAGUGAAGCAAUGUGAAGCGUGCACACCAGGGACGAGCAGCUCAGUGCGAGACAUGGAAAAUGAGACAAGGACAAAAAAAUAUGCGUGGUGGACAAGAAAUGAAGAUAAAACGUUAAAGAACAAAGACCAGUGCUCGUGGAGAAGCCCGAGCCAACAUCCAACAUCAAACCAACCUCCCCAAGAGUUUGGGGGAAAAGCCGUCGCUGAGGAAGGAGACACGUGGCGUGGCCGGAGGCAGUGUGGCUAGGGCAAGAAGGGACGGAUGGAAUGAAUGACGUAAGGAAGGAACGACUAAACGACUGGAGGAAAGGAGGCGACGAAACUGCCAGAUACCAUCCUUCAGGAAAGAGCAGCCAAUGUUGUUUAUUUAUCUGGAAGCAGAGAGCUAAUUACGUGUUGAUUGUGACCCAUCUCCGUGCUAAAGAAAGUAUCUUGGCUGAGGAAGUGGCUGCUGGCCUGUUAGCACCGAGCUGCCUCCCCGCCAGUGUUCCGAAUAAGUAAGUGGAUUGUGCUGCUCCUGCCUGACUGACCGUGUUUGAAAUAUUACGUGCCAACAUUGAUCUUAAAUAUGCUCUCUAACAACUAAACCGACACGUCCGAAAUAUGUGCUUAGUUAAUACACUGUUAUGGCCUUAUCACUGGACGCCUGAUUCUACUCGCCUUUGCAUCAGAUUAAUUAAAAGAAGGCAACAAUAAACUGAAGUUACAGAUAUCCCUACAAGAAAUCCCUGCAAGAGGUGUGACAAGGCGUGUGAUGCUUUCUUCCCUGAUAUACCUUCAUAAGAAAUCGUGUGAAUUAUUUGAAUUAAAUGUUAUGGUCCACUGCCUCGCUAUACCUUUAGAGAAACAAAGGAGAGGUGUUGCCUUUCACUCGGCUCUGGCCAGAGGAACAGGUCAGCGAUGCCCUCUACUAGUGUACAGAGAGUUUGAAAAGUCCUCCGUUGGGUGGCCUAACCUUCAAGGGAUUCUUUAUAGCUCGAUGUUCAAGAAAUUCGACGUUGUGCUCCUGCGUCCUUUCUGGUCUUCUCCACAGCCCUAACACUUGAGGUAACACGUCCAGUCUUGGCUUUUGAUGCUGAAUGGAUAUUGACUCCUUAGUUUAUAUGUUUAAUGGGUCGUACACUUUAUAUUUUCUUUGAUCAUUUCUGUAUUCUCAUUUCUUGUCUAGUUGUCUGCUGAUCUCGUAUUUUCAUAUAUUCUAAUAUAUGUCUCUUGGCAUCCUUA